UUACCGUAAUACUUCUACGACGACUUCGAUGAAAACAACAAACAACUGGACACAUUUGAGCUGAAAGUAGUUGGAGAAGUACCAUACUUGGAUGCGGAAGUGAAACCUUCCCACCUAAGCUCUUGAACUUCCCUGACUGCGUAAUUUAUUCAGUUUGUGUCUCUAUAGUUUUGGUUUUGUCUAUUAAAUGAAACAUGGUGACGCCGAAUUGUUGCCAAAGCGUUUUGGCGGUUUUCCGCCACGUUGAGCCGCUCGUCGUGCUCGAGCAGCUGGGCACCUCUUUGUUCAACACCGCCCUGCUGAUGGUGGUCAAGGACAGGUGUGCCAACACUACCGACCCCGCCACGGGCACCCCUGCCUCCCGAGAGGAGAACCAACAGAGAGCCAUGGCGGACUUUUACAUGGCAUACAACCUCAUCGUCCAGCUGAUGCCGAUAGUGUCCGCUCUACUCCUUGCCAGGGCAGGCGACCGCGGCUGGAGAAGAGCCCCAAUCGUGGUGCCCUUAUGUGGGUAUCUGCUGUCCAGCGUCUCCCUCCUAUUGGUGGUUAUUCUCCGCCUCCCCAUUCAGGUGAUGUUUGGGGCGGCGGUUGUCUUCGGUGUGUCCGGGGGAUUCUGUGCUUACUGGCCCGGCGUGAUGACAUUGGCGUCGCUCUCCUCAACCACUGAAACUCGCUCACAGGUCAUGAUGAGAGUAGAGCUGAUGUAUGGAGCUGCAGGCCUGCUCGGCAGUGUGCUGUCCGGUCACGUGUUCUUGCUCUACAGCUCCAGAGUGGGACACGGAACUGUCCUGCUCUCCGUUUGCACAAUUCUCCACCUUCUGAGCCUCGUGCAUGCCACAUUUCUGCUGCAGGUACAGCAAGUGGCCAACCAACCUGAUGAGAGCAGCCAGCUCCUCCCUCACUCCUCCAGUCGUGUUCCCGAGGAGACGUCUUUGACUAAGAACAAGGUGAACAUGGUUCUGCUGUUUGCAGCUGCUGUCAUAUACGCGUCCUCGGUGGGUGGAGCCGUUGAGAUCCUGGGCAUCUUUGUCAUAAAAGAGCCGCUCCAUUGGAACGCCGCACAGGUUGGUUAUGGGAAUGCAGCAGGCUUUGUGAUCUUCCUAACCAGUUACCUGGGUGCCGUUAUUUUCCGUCGUUGCAUGAGUGAUGCGGCGCUCAUUCUCAUCGGCAUGCUCUCAUUUGCCUGCGGAAUUUAUUUCACAAGCUUCGUCACCGUGACCUACAUGUUCUACAUCGCCCGCUCACUCAGCCUCUUUGGGCUCAUCCCAAUGCCCACCAUCAGGUCACUGCUCUCACAACAGUUUCCAGCAUCCUCAUGGGGCAUCACUCUCACCACCCUGCAGCUGGCUCUGAGGCUUGCUGCCCUGGCGUACAUCCCCGCCUUUACUAAACUCUACCAGAGGACAUUGGACUGGUUCCCGGGCUUCAUCUUUAUGCUCUCCAGCAUACUGGCAGUUCUGGCAAUGAUACCCAUCAGUGCUGUGGGAUGCAGGUUGUCUCAGCAGGGACCUUCCGAGGAGACUGAAAAGUGUCAAGUGGAAAAGGAGAACUGAAUCUCACUUGCUCAUAAGAUAAAGCCACUACAGGAAAAGGGGAGCUGAGGAAACGAGGUGUGUGUUUAAACAAGCACUUGAUGUAAACAAUGCAAACAACAUGCGGAGACGUAGUACUAGAGAUGAGCGAGUACGCCACUAUCUGUAUAUGUUCACCCAUCUAAAUUAUCUGUAUUCUAUUUGUAUUCAGAAUGAGUGGGUGUGGUUUAAUCCGAAAUGGGUGGAGCUUAAAGCUGUAUAUUAUUUUCAUUCUGAAAUUGAUUUGGAUUGAUCAGAAGUUGCUAUAUGUAUUGUUUAUCACUCAGUUACAUAUAAGUGAUCCUUGAGACUUUUUAUUUAUUAUUUAUAUAUAUUAUAAUUCAUAUAUAAGCUGUGUGAAGUUGGUGAUUCAUGCAAACAUGGCAGUAAACAUAACAUAUAUAAUGUGUCAGCAUAUGUAGCAUAUUCAUUCAUUCAUUUUCUACCGCUUAUCCUCCCGCCUCUCGCCCGAAAACAGCUGGGUUAUAGCAUUUUUUUUUAAAGAUGAGCAGAUGACUAUCAAAUCAAUUUUAUUAUUGGUCCAAUAUAUCCCAAAAAUAAUUUGAGGUAAAGAUAAUUGCAUCAAAACAACAUCAAUAUACAAGCUUUAUAUAUGUUCAAGUGUACAAUAUGUAAAAACUGGCAAACAAAAGAACUGAAGGUAUUAAUACUUCUUUCAAUAAGUUAGAUUGAUCAUCUUGUGAUUGUUAUGACGGGACAUUUGGGCUUAGUUUUUUUGCUCUUUACAUUCUUAUAUGAAUUAGCUGUCAUCUUGUCCCAUUUGUGGAUUCAUGAAAAAAAAAAAAACAAGAGUUGUCACAAUGCAAAG
This is a messenger RNA of Doryrhamphus excisus (bluestripe pipefish), 2400 nucleotides long. The record is from RefSeq and is a predicted model, not a curated record. NCBI's taxonomy places the organism in Eukaryota, Metazoa, Chordata, Actinopteri, Syngnathiformes, Syngnathidae.